AUGGCAAUCAAGAUGGCACCCUCUCGCUAUGUGGAUGACAGCGACAGCGACGACCUCCCCGAACUGGAUGCGCUCAUCAACAGACACGUCAAGGGACUACCCGCUCUCAAUGCGCCGAAGNCUCACUGCCUCAAAACCGACGGUACCUCGUCUGGCACCUCAGAAACCAGCUGGAAGGACACAAAGAACCAAGACCGACGCGACCAAAACAAAUGCACCCCUGAAGAGCUCGACAAGAGCAAAGACGUUCACUCACAACGAAUCAUACACACGCGGUUCACUGAUGUUUUGAUAGCUCNNCCUCCACGAGCAGCACGGCCCAUCAUGUUAGAAAGACCAGCGACUCCUCCGCCAGCCUCCCCUUCAAAGUCUCGCCUUGUGUCUCCCUCCAAGAAGAAACAGCGCAUUCCUACACCACCUCAUGCACCUAACUUCGAAGAGUUCUGGAACGUUCAUGCAGUGAACACGUGGAACGACGAGUACUCGCCUCAGAAGCCCCUCAUGUCACCAAGGAAGAACCGCAAAGCAUUGCAAGAAGACUCAGACUCACCCUCCGCAUCGCCAAAGAAGUCACAAAGCCCUGCAAAGAAGACUCGCGCUGAGAUGGACGCAAGGAAGAACUUUGAGAAUAGAAAACACAAACUCGUCGAAGACUUCUUUGCCGAGCUUGAUCACAAGAUCACUGAAAACAAGAUCGGAGAGCUGGCUGCCUUGACUGGCGGUGUCAAAUUCAUCUGGAGCAAAACACUCAACUCGACCGCCGGCCGAGCAAACUGGAAGCGCGAGACAACAAAGCACAGAAACCUUGACGGCUCGAUAACAACCACUCAAAAGCACCACGCCUCCAUCGAGCUGGCCGAAAAAGUCAUCGACGACGAAGAACGUCUCUUGAACGUCGUGGCUCACGAAUUCUGCCAUCUAGCAAACUUCAUGGUCAGCGGGAUUAAGGAUCAACCGCAUGGUCACCAGUUCAAGGUCUGGGGCAAGAAGUGCAGUGAUGCGUUCGGUCACCGCGGUGUGGAAGUCACAACAAAACACUCAUACCAUAUCGAUUACAAGUACAUCUGGACGUGCACAAACGACAUGUGCAGCCAUGAGUUCAAGCGCCACUCCAAGAGCAUCGAUCCAGCCCGUCACUCGUGUGGCGUGUGUCGCGGCAAGCUCGCUCAGACAAAACCAGUGCCCAGAAAGCAGGCGGGUCCAACCAGCUAUGCAGCUUUCGUCAAAGCCAACUUUGCAGGUCUGAAGCAGGAAAUGGCAGGAGCACCCCAUAAGGAAGUCAUGGCUGCCUUGGGCCAAAAGUAUCGAGACCAAAAGGCCAAGGGCGAGUUGAGUGUUGCAACGCCGCCAGCUGGAGUGGAAGAUAUGGCGAAAGCAUUGGAAGUGGUGACGUUGGACAGCGAGUGA
Aureobasidium vineae is the source of this 1407-nucleotide messenger RNA. NCBI's taxonomy places the organism in Eukaryota, Fungi, Ascomycota, Dothideomycetes, Dothideales, Saccotheciaceae. The record is from the annotation of a GenBank genome assembly.